Messenger RNA from Durusdinium trenchii, 2269 nucleotides. Lineage: Eukaryota; Dinophyceae; Suessiales; Symbiodiniaceae. The record is from the annotation of a GenBank genome assembly.
UUCGGAACCAAGGAGCACAAGAGCAACGAGUUUAUUUUUAGUUUGUUUUCAGACUAUCAUUUCAUGACACCCAAAGUGCGAGGAUGACAGCAACAAGUCCAUGCCAUUUGGACAGUAACGCCUCUCCAUCGUUGAUGGGGAAGUGCCAUAUGCCUCACAUGCCCGAGCAGAUGGCUGGCCCGCAGAUGGCUGGCCCAAGCCGGCCGGGCUCGAGAAGAAGGGCGGUUUGGGGAGCUGCCCUGGCGGUGAUGAUAGCGAGCCAAGCAGGUGAAGCAGGUAGAGCCUUUGGCUUUCACAAAGAGCACCAUGCUCCUCCAGCACCUCCAGCACCUCCCCCAGCUCCUGCUUAUGAGUAUGCUUGGAUUUGUGCUGCUGGAGUUUUGUGCAUUCUUCUCAUCAUGUGGUACUAUGCACGCAGGAACAGCUUGCGGCGGCCCUACAAACUGCCGGACUUGUCGCCCUCCAAAGGUGGCCAAGUGGCUGAUGCCGAGGCCGAAUUCCGACGCAUCGUUUGCUUUCUGCAGGAUGAACUCUUGAUCCCCAUUAAUGCUCGGAUGCCUGGCCGGCCCUUUGAGUAUGAUAUGCACUCUUUCCCUUUUACUCCCAUGGUCUUGGUCAUUGGCAACCACUCCUCUGGCAAGUCAACCUUCAUCAACAAGUUGUUGGGUCAAGAGGUGCAAGACACGGGUGUCGCUCCGACGGAUGAUGGUUUCACCAUUCUGGAGCGAAGGACCACCACUGAAACAGAGGAUGGUCCCACGGUCCUUGGCUGUCCUGAGAAUCGACCCUUCUCGGACUUGCAACGCUUUGGACAGAUCUUUUCGGGCGUCUUGAGGAGGAAGCGUCUCAUUCUUCCUCCAUCCUCUCAGAUGCCAUUCAAGCUGCAGAUCGUCGACACGCCAGGCAUGAUCGACUUGCCAGUGAAUGAGAACAGCUUGAGCGAGGCGAGGGGACGGGGUUACAACUUCGUGGAGGUGGUUCGAUGGUGGGCGAAGCGAGCAGACUUGAUUCUGCUGCUCUUCGAUCCGGACAAACCGGGGACCACCGGAGAGACGUUGGACGUGCUCACAAAAGCAUUAUCUGGUCUGAAUCACAAGUUCCUUGUGAUCCUCAACAAGGUGGACAAGUUGGACAACAGUGUCGACUUCGCUCGGGCCUAUGGAGCCUUGGGAUGGGCCUUAUCCAAGGUCAUCAAGCGCAAGGACAUUCCACCGAUCUACACCAUGUUCAAUGAAGGCAUGGAAGCUCCAGCAGGGCACGAAAGUCUACCACUGGAGAAGUUUGUGAAGAAGAGAGCCGAGGUCAUUCAGGAAGUGCUCCGAGUACGAGAGCGACAUAAUGACAACAUCAUCACCUCCUUGGAAGAAACACUCCGACAGAUGCAGAUGACGGCUCGGAUUGUGGAUUCAAUCCGAUGGAAAGCGCGACGCAGCUACUGGAAAGUUCUAUCCCUGGUGAUGCUCAGCCUCGGUGCUGUGGCCUACAUGCUGUCUAGAAUCAUGCAGGUAGCGGCUGAUAAUAUCUCCCAGAAAGCUGCCGAGGCAGCUGCAGAGGCAGCUCACGCCCGGGCAGAGCAGAACAAAUCCCGCUGGCGGUUCUUGCGACACAGAGCUGAGCCAUUUCCCGUUCUCAAUGAAGAGGUAGAGGAGAGCGACCCAUUCGGCUUCAAGGUGUAUUUCAUAGUGAUCACCUUGUACCUUCUCUUCUGCAGUGGGGUGAUUAGAUUCUUUUGGGACUACUAUGCUCAGUCACAGAAGGAACUCUAUAUGACUGUGGACUCCACGUUUGAAGAGGUGUUCCACGAGAAGUUCAUCCACGACGAGGCAGAGGAUUUGCGAUACCGCUGGGGCGUGGUUCGGCAAAAGGUUCUGAACAUUCUGCAGGCCACGUGGUUCUACCCUUGGUUGCCGUCGACCGCAGCAUGGGAGCAUCGAAGAAUCAAUGAGGCCAUGCAGAAGGACGUCUUCUAUUUGCGUCAGUUGGCUCGGCAGUUGCGCCAGCCGGCACCCAAUCCAGAAACUGGGAAAUAGAUGGACAUAGCGAUGGACAUAGCAAGUUCUGCUUGCUUGGAAGAGCUCCAAUAGAUGCAACAAUUCGUUUAGGUCAGAGGCCAAAAAGACGCCAGCACAAAGACUCUGCCGACUGAGGAAGCUCAACUCCAUUCAUUUUUGGGAGUUGCUGACGAUUCUGAUGGCUUCGCAAAGAGUUUAUGUGCCAAUUCGGCUCGGGUGGCCCUGACUAUGAAUCUCUAGCUACGCGGACAAAAGCA